AUGGCAGAUAGUGAGGACAAUGCAAGCGAUGGAGUCCAGGAUGUGGCGAUGGCGGAUGCCGACCUGAGCACAGAGCCCACCAAUGGUCCGCAGGGUGAUGCAGCUAUCCUGAGGUCGGUCGAGCAACCAAACAGCGCGCACACCUCAUUUUCUUUCGAGAUCAAACCGGACCCUGAUGCCGGCAGACUUCCAGCUUCAUCACCAGCGGCCAGCACAACCAGCAAAAUGGCCAAGUCCGCGACCAAAAAGAAGGGCACCGCAGCCACCAAGAAAGGCCCCAAGAAGCCCAAGUCGGCAAAGUCCAAGGCUCCGAAGAAGGAUAAUUCUACAGUUGCAGAUGGUGAUGACAAUGAUAACAGCAGCUCAGACGAUGAAAUCGACAAUGGUCCGUACUGCCUCUGCCGUGGCCCGGAUGACCACAGGUGGAUGAUAAGUUGCGACGCGUGUGAAGACUGGUUCCACGGCGAGUGCGUCAAUAUCAAGAAGGAGCUGGGAGAAAAGCUCAUUGAGCGCUUCGUUUGCCCCAACUGCACUGAUGGCAAGCUCAACUACACAAAAUACAAGAAGACGUGCUCGCUCGCCGGUUGCACCAACCCUGCCCGCCUGUACGGCAAGAAGGAGACGCGGUCCGUCUUUUGCUGCAACGAGCACUGCGACGCCUGGUGGGUUUCCAUGGUUGUGUCCUUGCCCACCAAGGCAGCGUCCAGGAAGGCGCUCGAAGUCCUGACGCAGGAGGACUUUAUGGGUCUACUCACAUCAACUGCUGAUCGGGGUGGUUGGAAGCUGGGAGACAAGCCAUUUGGCAAUAUUCAGGGUCUUUGGGUUAACGGUCUACCCACACAGCCCGGUGUUCUCAGCGACGAGGACCAGGCGUUUCUACAGAACUCGGCAGCAGAGCGCCUCGCUCUCGGCAAUGAAAUCGUGGUCUACAAGAAAAUGAUGCAGCUCAUAGAUUGGGCCAAUCAGCGACGACAGGCUGCGAUCGAGGCAAAGGAGUUUACCAAGGACAGUUGUGGCUAUGACUACCGGCUUGAUGUUGUCUCUGUCCGGCACGCAUUCGCAGCCUGGCUCGACUCGGCCGAGGGACAAGCAACCUUUACGGCUGGCAAGCUUGAGGCGCCACCUGCCGAGGCCACGGGCGAGGACAGUGGCAGCGGCUCUCUGGCCACACGCGGCAUGUGUGAGAAGAAGAGGUGCAAGGCGCACAAUGGCUGGUAUAAAAUACUUACCACGGCGGUCCGAAACCAAGUGAAAGAAACGACGACGGCUGCCGCUGAUAAGCUCGAGGCUGAAGAGGUUCUGCGACAGGCAGCUGAAAACAGAUUCGAGAGACAGCAGCUGGAGAACAACUGGGUCCAGGUCAUUCAAUGA
Molecule: messenger RNA, 1371 nt
Organism: Pestalotiopsis fici W106-1
Lineage: Eukaryota; Fungi; Ascomycota; Sordariomycetes; Amphisphaeriales; Sporocadaceae
Exons: 2
Coding region: 1-1371 (456 amino acids)
Biological process (GO): positive regulation of DNA-templated transcription
Cellular component (GO): Set1C/COMPASS complex
Source: RefSeq, a predicted model, not a curated record